Messenger RNA from Alnus glutinosa, 1780 nucleotides. Its product is annotated as ankyrin repeat-containing protein BDA1-like. The record is from RefSeq and is a predicted model, not a curated record. The transcript has 2 exons. The coding region runs from base 102 to 1622 and encodes 506 amino acids. NCBI's taxonomy places the organism in Eukaryota, Viridiplantae, Streptophyta, Magnoliopsida, Fagales, Betulaceae. Gene Ontology annotation, cellular component: plasma membrane. Gene Ontology annotation, molecular function: protein phosphatase regulator activity; protein phosphatase 1 binding.
CAAGAGCUACCCGACUGGAGCCAUCCUCCAAGAUGUAAACGCCAACAUUAUUAAGUCCACUAUCAUCAACUUUUCUUUCAUAUACUUUUCACAGGUGAAGGAUGGACAGAGGGCAAGAUGAGACGGCGAAUAUGGCCGAACUCUAUGUAGCCUCGAGGAAUGGGUGUGUGAGCACCUUGACCACAUUGAUCCAAAGGGAUCCACACAUCCUUGAUAGAGUUUCAUUGACAUCCUUCAGUGAGACUCCCUUACACAUAGCAGCUUUGCUUGGUUACCUUGAAUUUAGUGAAGUGCUUCUCAGAAAGAAACCUAAACUUGCAGAAGAGGUGGAUUCGCGAGGACGAACCCCUCUUCACUUGGCUUCUGCGGAGGGCUACACUGACAUAGUAAAAGUAUUGUUACAAGCAAAUGCAUGUGUUGGCUUAACUCGUGGUCAAUAUUUUUGCUUAGUUCGUGAUCAAGAUGAGAGAAUUGCUCUUCACUUAGCCGCAAUGAGAGGACGAAUAGAGAUCAUAAAAAUGUUAAUUAGUGCUCAACCAGAGUCCAUCUGGGUGAAUCUCAAUGGAGACAGUGUAUUGCACUUGUGUGUUCGAUUUAAUCAUUUGGAUGCUUUGAGAGUGUUAGUGGAAUCGGAUAAUGGUGAAGAAUUGUUUCUCAGCUCCAAAGAUCAUCAUGGGAACUCCAUAUUGCAUUUAGCAGUAGUGCUCAAGCAAAUGAAGUCUAUAAAAUACUUACUUUCAAUACCGAAAAUACGAAGAGGGGCCAAUGUCAAGAACAAGAUUGGUUACACAGCUUUGGAUGUCUUAGAGGAAUGUCCAAGAGACUUUGAAUGGUUUGAAAUAAAAGACAUUCUCAAGGAAGCUGGUGUGACAAGAUCAAUGGAUCCUUCACUCCCACCAGCACCAAGUGGUACUAGUGUUGAUGAAGCACAAUCAGCUGGAUCAUGGUUUAGGAGAUUGUGGAAGUGUGUUUGUUUGUCAUUAGGUAAACGCUUGAAGCGAAACUGGACGGAGGAAGAACGUGGUGUGUUGAUGUUAGUGGCCACUGUGAUUGCAACCAUGGCUUUCCAAGCUGGGGUCAGCCCACCAGGUGGCGUUUGGCAAGAGCAUAAAUACAACUCCACGGUUAACUUCUCAUAUUGUGAGCAACAUACUAAUUUUGAAGCCGGCACAGCAGUUUUAGCUUAUUGUUAUCCAGGUCCUUACCUGGUGUUAAUAUCUACCAAUUCCAUCUCUCUCUUUGCAUCUCUGUGCGUCAUACUUUUAGUCACUUGUGGAUUUCCUCUUACGAGCCGCUUAUUUAGAUGGUUUUUUACAUUAGCCAUGACUACUGCUGUCGUGUGCAUGACAAUUACCUAUACGUUAGCAAUGGUUUUGAUAAACCCGUCUCAUCUUUAUGAUUAUGUUAAGCCUUAUCUAACGCCAGUGGAUGUCAUGGACAAGGUUCAUCUUUUUGAUGGACUGAGCUUGUUGCCCCUUACGUUAGUAGGUAUUUGGAUGGGAGUGGUUGUGUUGGUUGGUGUGAUUCACAUGAUUCGCCCACUCUCUUGGGCGGUCAAGAAGUGGCGCAAUUUCAAACCCAAGUUAACAAGGGGCUUGGCAGAAGAUCCGGCUAAUGUGUAAGAGGAAAGUGUCAUGAUCAGAAUUGUAUGGGGAAGGGUUAGGGUAAUCUAAUUGUGAUAUUUAUCUUUAGGUUUAGUGUUAAGUUCAUUAGUCAUUGAAUUGUACGUAUUAGGAUUAUUGGCUGAUGUUAUGCAUCGGAUGUAAUAUUUUCCUUCUCA